Saccostrea echinata is the source of this 390-nucleotide messenger RNA. RefSeq lists its product as uncharacterized. Bases 1 to 381 code for a protein of 126 amino acids. The transcript has 4 exons. The record is from RefSeq and is a predicted model, not a curated record. NCBI's taxonomy places the organism in Eukaryota, Metazoa, Mollusca, Bivalvia, Ostreida, Ostreidae.
AUGACCCACGAGGCUGCAGCCGAAAGUACAACACAUCGGCCUCACCGCUCAACACAUGCCCACCAAACACACUCUCAUGGAACGCAUCCCACACACGAGGCGUCAGUUGGAGAGUUCUUCGCAUUCUUUUACGACUACCACACGCAUAUUUUGUUAGUAAGAUCUGCACAUACGUGUUACCUAUAUAAAACAAGUCCACAGGAACAGAUAGAUGUUCAUUCGUCACAUGGACUUCAUACAGUCGAGAAAAAUGUCAUCGAUAUCAUCGACUCAAACCCCACUAUGGUCUCCACAACACACGAUGCUCUGGUGGCCAUGAAUGCAAGACUUGGACAGCUCUGUAAUGUGAAGCACUACACCCAUAUUUAUCAGAUUAACUAAUUUGCUACA